This is a messenger RNA of Aegilops tauschii subsp. strangulata, 1747 nucleotides long. RefSeq names its product transcription factor LATE FLOWERING. The record is from RefSeq and is a predicted model, not a curated record. Gene Ontology annotation, biological process: regulation of DNA-templated transcription. NCBI's taxonomy places the organism in Eukaryota, Viridiplantae, Streptophyta, Magnoliopsida, Poales, Poaceae. Gene Ontology annotation, molecular function: protein dimerization activity; DNA-binding transcription factor activity.
CCCAGCCAUCCACCCCGCCCGCAGGAGGAGGACCAUCCUAUUCCUAGCAGCUAGCUACGCGGCACACUUGCACUUCGUCGUCCCCAGCAAUCGAGAAUCUUUCGCAGAUCGACCGAUCCACCGGCCGGUGCAGCCAGCCCCCCAGUUAAUUCAGGGCUGCACUAGUAGCAUCAACCACUAGCUUGAUAGCAACUAGCAACAUAAACCAGCAAGGGCACUGCGAUUCGCAGCACAACUCGCAAGUUGGGAUCGAGUCUUGGUUGCCGGCCGGAGGCAGCGGCAACGUGCAGUACAUGGACGCCUUCGGCUGGAGCACGCAGCCUCCUGUGACGACCGUGCCCAGCUGCCCGACCGACGACGCCCUCCUCGCCGCCUUCCUGGGCGCGGGCAGCUUUGAGGAGCUCCACUCCGCCGGCGCUGGCGAUGGCACCGUGUGCUCAGACGCCUACCACGGCGGCCUUGACCUGCCGUCGUGCCAGAGCGACCUCAGCCUCCUGCGCUGCCAGGACGGCGUUGCGCUUCCCGGCCACGGCGACGCGUCGUCCAACGUCUUUCUUGGCUCGGCGGGUGGUUUCCUACCGGCCAUCGCCGGCCAGCACGACGGGCUCCAUGACAGGUUCGCGUUCGUCCCUGAUGAUCCCGCGCAGGCUGCCGGCUCCCACACCGCCUUCUCCGGUUACAGCACCACCACCGGCGGCGGCGGCGGGAACGUCUCCUCCGGCGAGUCCAACACGUACGGCGGUGGCGGGCACGAGACGGAGGUGGCGUCGCCGCCGUGCGCCGUGUCGCGGCGGGCUCAACAGAUUAGCCAGGUGGCCCCGCCUCCGACGAAAAGGAACAAGAUGCCGGACGAGCACCCGGCAGUUGGCGUGACUUCGACGACGACGACGACGGUGGAGGCCAGAGAACGGUGGGGCACGAACCGGGCCGCCGCACCGACGACCAGCAUCACGUUCGGGCACAGCGGCGGCCGGCGCGGGUACGAGCCGGACACGGAGGCGAUAGCGCAGGUGAAGGAGAUGAUCUACCGCGCGGCGGCGAUGCGCCCCUUGCCCAGCCUGACCGCCGCCGCCGCCGGAGAGCCGCCGCAUGAGCCGUCGUCGUCGAAGCCGCGGCGGCGUAAGAACGUGCGGAUAUCGAGCGACCCGCAGACGGUGGCGGCGCGGCUGCGGCGGGAGAAGGUGAGCGAGCGGCUGCGCGCGCUGCAGAGGCUGGUGCCGGGAGGGAGCAAGAUGGACACGGCGUCCAUGCUCGACGAGGCGGCCAGCUACCUCAAGUUCCUCAAGUCGCAGGUCGCCGCCCUGGAAAGCCUGGGCGGGGGCGGCGUCGGCCGCGACGACGACGGCCGGUACUCGUCGCUGCGGCGGUACACGGGAAGGAAUUUCAACCCUUUAUCCCGUGGUAUCGGCGGCGGCGGCGGCACCAUGCUCGCGUUCGGAAGAGACGGCGUCGCUGGCUACGUGAAAUCCAGUAGGAACAAGAACAUGCAGUUGUAACAAGAACACAAGUUGCUGUGUUGAUGUCACUGUGGUGACAUGAGAUCGAAGUAUAUCCAUCGAGAUGCCUCGAUCGAUCUGGCGUUUUCAUGAAGGAUGGAUUGAUUUGAUGGUAAAGUGUUCAGAUUUACCAUACGUUGACAGGAAUAAAAAUGUGUGAUUUGUACAUUUGGGAACUGUUGGAAAGCACUUUAACUUGCAAUCAUGGAUGAAUUCCAGGAAUAAAAAUGUGUGAUUUGUACACUUGGGAA